CUAUGAUCACUCUACCUCUGGAGAAAAUGGCUACUCGAGUUACCGGAUCACUCUGUCUUGUUACUGGACUUGGGGAGGAGAUGAUCGUUCCCAGCAUGAAAGAGUAUGAAGAGAGGGCAGUAUCACUGGCCUUGAGUCGCCCAAAGCUUCAAGCUCUCACUAAUAAGCUUAAGUCUGUUCGCAUGACUUGCCCUUUAUUUGACACAGCUCGCUGGGUGAGGAAUCUUGAAAGAGGAAAUUUUAAAAUGUGGAAUCUACAUUGCUCUGGUCAACAUCCCUAACAUUUCAAGGUCACCGAAAAUGAUCUUGAAUAUCCUUAUGAUAGAUAGAUAGAUAGAUAGAUAGAUAUAGGUGUUAGACGAGAAUGUAUAUAAGAAAAUUAAGAAAAAGUAGACCGAUAUUGUACUUGCUAUGUUGAUGAAUAUGAGUGUAAUUCUGUUAUAGCAAU
This is a messenger RNA of Arachis duranensis, 448 nucleotides long. RefSeq names its product probable UDP-N-acetylglucosamine--peptide N-acetylglucosaminyltransferase SEC. Gene Ontology annotation, molecular function: glycosyltransferase activity. NCBI's taxonomy places the organism in Eukaryota, Viridiplantae, Streptophyta, Magnoliopsida, Fabales, Fabaceae. The coding region runs from base 3 to 281 and encodes 92 amino acids. The transcript is spliced from 3 exons. Gene Ontology annotation, biological process: protein O-linked glycosylation. The record is from RefSeq and is a predicted model, not a curated record.